Daucus carota subsp. sativus is the source of this 1243-nucleotide messenger RNA. RefSeq names its product polygalacturonase inhibitor. The record is from RefSeq and is a predicted model, not a curated record. NCBI's taxonomy places the organism in Eukaryota, Viridiplantae, Streptophyta, Magnoliopsida, Apiales, Apiaceae. The coding region runs from base 116 to 1111 and encodes 331 amino acids. The transcript has a single exon. Gene Ontology annotation, molecular function: protein binding.
AACAUAGCAGGCAUCCAUAUCCAGACUGUUACCGACAUCUACACCUGAGAAAUGCACUAUAUAAACCAUAAGCGUGAUUCUUUGAUACUUCACACAGACUAGCCCUCACUACAACAUGAAGAUGAACUAUCUCUUCUCCAUAACGUUUCUUGUUUACUUCCUCUCCUUAUCAUUCCCUUCCAACUCUGAGAGGUGCAACCCCCAGGACAAGAAGGUGCUCUUGAAAAUCAAGCAAGACCUUAACAACCCUUACCAUUUGGCCUCGUGGAACCCCGACACCGACUGCUGCGACUGGUACGUCGUCGACUGUGAUCCCAAAACCAACCGCAUCAAUGCACUCACCGUCUUCCAGGCCAACAUCUCUGGCCAAAUUCCUGCAGCUGUGGGAGACCUGCCUUAUCUCGAAAAUUUAGUGUUCCGCCAUAUCACUAACAUCACAGGGCAAAUUCCAUCAGCCAUCGGCAAGCUCUCCAGACUAACGUUGGUCAGAAUCAGCUAUACCAACAUCACAGGACCUGUUCCUUCAUUUUUCAGCAAACUCAAGGCCUUAACGUACCUCGAUUUGUCUUUCAAUCAGCUCUCUGGCUCAAUCCCUCCGUCUCUAUCCCUCCUCCCCAACCUCCAAGCUCUUCACUUGGACCGCAACAGACUCACUGGAAUGAUCCCCGAAUCCUUUGGAGCUUUCGCGGGAUCAUCCCCACCCGACCUCUACCUCUCCCACAAUCAACUCACAGGCUCUGUUCCAAAAUCUUUAGGUAACAUGAACUUCACAAGAAUCGAUUUAUCACGGAACCAACUUCAAGGCGACAUCUCAUUCUUAUUUGGCAAAACCAAGGCAUUGGAGAACGCUGAUUUCUCGAGGAACUUGUUCGAGUUUGAUAUCACGAAGCUCGAGUUUCCCGAGAGUCUGAUUGCUCUGGACUGGAACCAUAACAAAUUGCAGGGUAAUGUUCCAGUGGCAUUGACUACACUGGGGAACUUGCAGCAAUUCAAUGUCAGCUAUAACAGACUUUGUGGGCAGAUUCCGGUGGGAGGCAACUUACAGAGCUUCACUUACGCAGAGUACUUUCAUAACCGCUGCUUGUGUGGCGCUCCUUUGCCUGCGUGCUAGGCCUAAGGCUGGGCAGAAUCGUUUGAUUUUGAUCGCUUUAUGAUUAUGUAACUUAAAUGCGUUAUAAUUGUUUGUCGCAGAACAUGUUAUUGUAUUUUACAAAUAAAAUUUCUGAGAAACGAAAUUACAGCC